CGCUUUAACUCUUGCUUGCGCUUGCACAGGAAAACCCUCGAUCCCACGCAGACAGUGACGGUCAAGUCCCAAGGCUUCCAACAAACACAUUUAUUAUCAUGCCUCCCAAGACAGGGCGCGGUCGCAAGUCAAUUGCUGGUCCACGGAAAUCCACCGCCGCUGCUGAACCUGAGGCCGCCGCUGGCCCGUCGACUGCCCCUGCUGAGACGACGUCCCCCGCUCGCGGGCGCAAACCCACCGGGGUCAUCAAGGGCAAGCGACCGACCAACAAAGCGCCCAGGACGUCCGAUGUUGAGCCGGGCGAUCCCACCCCCACCGGUCGUCGUCGCCGGUACAGACCCGGGACUGUUGCCCUGAAGGAGAUCCGCCAUUACCAACGCUCAUUCGACCUGCUCAUCAGGAAGCUUCCAUUUGCGCGACUAGUCCGCGAGGUCGCCUUGGACCUGCUUCCCGCUGAGGUCGGCUCGGAGCUGCGCUGGCAGUCGCAUGCGAUCCUGGCCCUGCAGGAAGCCGCUGAGGCAUUCCUGGUCCAUCUUUUCGAGGACACCAAUCUCUGUGCUAUCCAUGCCAAACGCGUGACCAUCAUGCAGAAAGACAUCCAGCUUGCUCGACGUAUCCGUGGUGUCUGGGGUGGUCUGGGUUAGACAUGAUUAUUCUUUCGACUUGAUUGACAUAACAACAACAGAAAAGUCUCUAUUUUUGCUGUUCUAUCUCCUAUUUACGAAAGAUGGCUGGGUUAGAACCUAUAUCCUAACUUUCAAAGACCACCUAAGACGAUCGGAGCGAAGCAGCAAUCAACUCAACCAGCGGACUUUCCAGCAUCACAUCGAGACCAAAACUACUCAUCUAACUCCAUCCCACCACACCGGAUUCUCGCAUAUUGAAUUCCCGACGUCAAGGGCCCACUUUCUCGCUCCUCGACCCCCACUUCCCUCAUCUGUGAAAUCCUGGUCGCACAUAUCUGCUCUCUGUUCAGAGACUCUUGCGGGCCUGGACCAUUUUG
Molecule: messenger RNA, 1003 nt
Organism: Aspergillus saccharolyticus JOP 1030-1
Lineage: Eukaryota; Fungi; Ascomycota; Eurotiomycetes; Eurotiales; Aspergillaceae
Product: histone H3 family protein
Exons: 2
Coding region: 99-644 (181 amino acids)
Cellular component (GO): nucleosome
Molecular function (GO): protein heterodimerization activity; DNA binding; structural constituent of chromatin
Source: RefSeq, a predicted model, not a curated record